Messenger RNA from Meloidogyne enterolobii, 1131 nucleotides. The record is from the annotation of a GenBank genome assembly. NCBI's taxonomy places the organism in Eukaryota, Metazoa, Nematoda, Chromadorea, Rhabditida, Meloidogynidae.
AUGAUUAAAUUUUCUUCGAAAUUUUUAUUGUUUUUGUGUUAUUUAACUAUUCAAUUAAUUAUUCUAAACAAUUGUGUUAAAGGAAGAUUAGAAAUUCUAAAGGAAGAAAUAAAUAAAAAUUAUAAAGAAAUACACAAAAUUAAUCAAAAAUCAGCAUUAAAGGCGCCCCGAAUUGUUGAUUAUAAUGGAAGUACUUUAUUAACUAACGUGACAAACUUCUUUUUUACUCCAGUCCCACAAAAUGGCUUUUUAGAGGAAUUGCCAAAUAUAAACCAAAAAGUAAAUAUUCACUCAUCUAUUAGAAAACUUGAAAUUGUUUCUCGACUUCCUUUAAAAGAAAAACAAAAAAACCGAUACAAAAGAGAUGAUGGAAUAGAAGAAGAAGAAGGGGAAGAAGGUGGAAAUAAUUUAGUAGAAACAGAUGAAGUUGAGGGAGAAGAAAAAUUGGAAGAAGAAAAAAAUGAGAAGAAUCGAGGGGUUAGAUUAAUAGUUGAUGAAAUUGAAGAUAAAUCUUUGCCUUCCUCAUCCCAAAUAAAAGAUCGUAAAACAUUUUCAAAGAAGGGGCAAACUGCUGGGAAAAAUGAAAAUGGAAAGUUAAUAAAUUCUGGAAACCGUCAAAGAGUGGCACCAUCUGUGCCGAAAAAAGUUGAUGGAAAUUCUGCAAAUAAAUCAAAUAUAAACAAAAAUUUUGUACAGCAAACAACUAAAUCAACGUUAACAAUGACAACAACAAAAAUGCCAAAAACAACAACAAUUAUAGUCCAAAAACCAAUUCCUUCUUCUCAGCCAGAAUCUAAAUCUUCCCCUAAAGAAAGACCAUCUUCCAUUGCUCAAGUGCCUGUAGGUCCUCCUAUGCCACCUCCAGGAGUUAUUCCACCUCCUCAAAUACCGCCGCAAUCCCCAUCUCCUUCUGGCCCUCAAGCUCCUUCUCCUCCAUCUAUAGAUUCAGCAGCAAGGCCGAGUGGACUUUACAAGAUGACUAAUUAUAAAUUAAUUUAUUUUGAUGCACGUGGAAUUUGUGAACCAAUUCGUUUACUUUUCCAUUACGCACAUGUACCUUUUGAUGAUGUUCGUAUUUCUCGAAAACAAUGGCUAGCUUUAAAAGAUAGUAAGUUUAUUUGGGGCGAUUAA